AUGGUGGCUGCUGAGAUGGUGGCUGCUGAGAUGGUGGCUGCUGAGAUGGUGGCUGCUGAGAUGGUGGCUGCUGAGAUGGUGGCUGCUGAGAUGGUGGCUGCUGAGAUGGUGGCUGCUGAGAUGGUGGCUGCUGAGAUGGUGGCUGCUGAGAUGGUGGCUGCUGAGAUGGUGGCUGCUGAGAUGGUGGCUGCUGAGAUGGUGGCUGCUGAGAUGGUGGCUGCUGAGAUGGUGGCUGCUGAGAUGGUGGCUGCUGAGAUGGUGGCUGCUGAGAUGGUGGCUGCUGAGAUGGUGGCUGCUGAGAUGGUGGCUGCUGAGAUGGUGGCUGCUGAGAUGGUGGCUGCUGAGAUGGUGGCUGCUGAGAUGGUGGCUGCUGAGAUGGUGGCUGCUGAGAUGGUGGCUGCUGAGAUGGUGGCUGCUGAGAUGGUGGCUGCUGAGAUGGUGGCUGCUGAGAUGGUGGCUGCUGAGAUGGUGGCUGCUGAGAUGGUGGCUGCUGAGAUGGUGGCUGCUGAGAUGGUGGCUGCUGAGAUGGUGGCUGCUGAGAUGGUGGCUGCUGAGAUGGUGGCUGCUGAGAUGGUGGCUGCUGAGAUGGUGGCUGCUGAGAUGGUGGCUGCUGAGAUGGUGGCUGCUGAGAUGGUGGCUGCUGAGAUGGUGGCUGCUGAGAUGGUGGCUGCUGAGAUGGUGGCUGCUGAGAUGGUGGCUGCUGAGAUGGUGGCUGCUGAGAUGGUGGCUGCUGAGAUGGUGGCUGCUGAGAUGGUGGCUGCUGAGAUGGUGGCUGCUGAGAUGGUGGCUGCUGAGAUGGUGGCUGCUGAGAUGGUGGCUGCUGAGAUGGUGGCUGCUGAGAUGGUGGCUGCUGAGAUGGUGGCUGCUGAGAUGGUGGCUGCUGAGAUGGUGGCUGCUGAGAUGGUGGCUGCUGAGAUGGUGGCUGCUGAGAUGGUGGCUGCUGAGAUGGUGGCUGCUGAGAUGGUGGCUGCUGAGAUGGUGGCUGCUGAGAUGGUGGCUGCUGAGAUGGUGGCUGCUGAGAUGGUGGCUGCUGAGAUGGUGGCUGCUGAGAUGGUGGCUGCUGAGAUGGUGGCUGCUGAGAUGGUGGCUGCUGAGAUGGUGGCUGCUGAGAUGAUGGUGGCUGCUGAGAUGGUGGCUGCUGAGAUGGUGGCUGCUGAGAUGGUGGCUGCUGAGAUGGUGGCUGCUGAGAUGGUGGCUGCUGAGAUGGUGGCUGCUGAGAUGGUGGCUGCUGAGAUGGUGGCUGCUGAGAUGGUGGCUGCUGAGAUGGUGGCUGCUGAGAUGGUGGCUGCUGAGAUGGUGGCUGCUGAGAUGGUGGCUGCUGAGAUGGUGGCUGCUGAGAUGGUGGCUGCUGAGAUGGUGGCUGCUGAGAUGGUGGCUGCUGAGAUGGUGGCUGCUGAGAUGGUGGCUGCUGAGAUGGUGGCUGCUGAGAUGGUGGCUGCUGAGAUGGUGGCUGCUGAGAUGGUGGCUGCUGAGAUGGUGGCUGCUGAGAUGGUGGCUGCUGAGAUGGUGGCUGCUGAGAUGGUGGCUGCUGAGAUGGUGGCUGCUGAGAUGGUGGCUGCUGAGAUGGUGGCUGCUGAGAUGGUGGCUGCUGAGAUGGUGGCUGCUGAGAUGGUGGCUGCUGAGAUGGUGGCUGCUGAGAUGGUGGCUGCUGAGAUGGUGGCUGCUGAGAUGGUGGCUGCUGAGAUGGUGGCUGCUGAGAUGGUGGCUGCUGAGAUGGUGGCUGCUGAGAUGGUGGCUGCUGAGAUGGUGGCUGCUGAGAUGGUGGCUGCUGAGAUGGUGGCUGCUGAGAUGGUGGCUGCUGAGAUGGUGGCUGCUGAGAUGGUGGCUGCUGAGAUGGUGGCUGCUGAGAUGGUGGCUGCUGAGAUGGUGGCUGCUGAGAUGGUGGCUGCUGAGAUGGUGGCUGCUGAGAUGGUGGCUGCUGAGAUGGUGGCUGCUGAGAUGGUGGCUGCUGAGAUGGUGGCUGCUGAGAUGGUGGCUGCUGAGAUGGUGGCUGCUGAGAUGGUGGCUGCUGAGAUGGUGGCUGCUGAGAUGGUGGCUGCUGAGAUGGUGGCUGCUGAGAUGGUGGCUGCUGAGAUGGUGGCUGCUGAGAUGGUGGCUGCUGAGAUGGUGGCUGCUGAGAUGGUGGCUGCUGAGAUGGUGGCUGCUGAGAUGGGUGGCUGCUGA
This is a messenger RNA of Closterium sp. Naga37s-1, 2163 nucleotides long. The record is from the annotation of a GenBank genome assembly. Lineage: Eukaryota; Viridiplantae; Streptophyta; Zygnematophyceae; Desmidiales; Closteriaceae.